Molecule: messenger RNA, 2038 nt
Organism: Ahaetulla prasina
Lineage: Eukaryota; Metazoa; Chordata; Lepidosauria; Squamata; Colubridae
Gene: HORMAD1
Product: HORMA domain containing 1
Exons: 12
Coding region: 905-1972 (355 amino acids)
Source: RefSeq, a predicted model, not a curated record
UUCUCCCCUCAUGGUGGGCCUUCUCUCCCCUUUCCCAAUGUCCUUUUGGUUGUUGUUUUUAGAAAAUGCACAAUAAUAGGUGUUAACGUAUUGUAGUUCCUCUCAGCAGUGUUUCUAGUCUGUGCCAUGGGGGCUCCAGAUCCCUUUUACCAGGCAAUCCAAUUUCUCCUCCCCUGCAUCGGCCAUGAUUGCUGGCUGUGAGGAGAAUGGCUGGUUCUGGCUCCCUUUGCAUCCAGUGGCUCUUGAUUGCCAUCUUGAACCUUUGUGUGGAACAAGAUGGCGAAGACGAACCUUGGUUCCCCCUCGAGGGCCAAGCUUUCUCUUUAUCUUAGGAAUGGAAGGGCAGCAAAAAUGGAGGAUAGCUAGGAGGGUCUGGUAGAUUGACUUAUCAUCCUCCACUAGCUGGCUUUUCCCAAUAUGGCAGCCACUUUGAGGUCCUGAGGGGGGGGGGAAAGAUGGUGGACUGUGCAAUUCUCCAUACUUUGGGAAACUGUGGCAUCUCCACAACAAUAAAUCUUGACACAUCUAUUCCAGGAACACUUAAUUGCUCCCAUCAAAACUGGUUCUUCCUGAAGGCCACCUUCCCCAACCUGUUUAGCCAUCCUGGUUUGGCAACUAGAAUGAUGGCUUAGGGUAGAGGUCUCCAAAAUGGCAAUUUUCAGACCUGGGGACUUCAAGUCCCAGAAUUCCCAUGCUGGCUGGGGAAUUCUGGGAGUUGAAGUCCACAAGCCUUAAAGUUACCAAGAUUGGACAUCCUUGGCUUAGGGCAUUGUGGGAAGGCAGCCAUAAACACACCCCUAGCUGGACCAUUUCCCCUUAUUCUUCCCCUUAACAACCCAGGACUAAUCAAUCCUUUUAUUUAUUUUUAUUAACAGAGGAUUGCAAUAUCCCGUUAGAAAAGGACAUGGCAACUUUGCAGAAGCAAAGGAAUUCUCUGACUGCGGCCAUAUUCCCCACCAAAAUUGCAACCGAACAGCAAUCCCUCAUCUUGGUGAAGCGGCUGCUGGCCAUCUCCGUCUCCUGCAUCACCUAUCUCAGGGGCAUUUUGCCCGAAUCUGCCUAUGGGACAAGAUAUUUAGAUGAUCUCUGCGUGAAGAUCCUAAAAGAGGAUAAAAAAUGCCCUGGGUCCAGCCAGCUCGUGAAAUGGAUGCUAGGAUGUUACGAUGCCCUGCAGAAAAAAUAUGUCUACACCAACCAGGAGGAUCCCCAGACGGUUACAGAAUGUUACCAGUUUAAGUUCAAAUACACAGACAAAGGACCUUCAAUGGAUUUCAGAAGUCAGCAGAGUCAAUCAAGCAUCACAUGUGCUGAUACUAAGAAAGCAAGUAUCCUGCUCAUCCGGAAGAUUUAUAUCCUGAUGCAAAACUUGGGCCCAUUGCCUGAUAACGUCUGCCUGACAAUGAAGCUGUUUUAUUAUGAUGAAGUUACGCCGCCUGACUACCAGCCCCCUGGAUUCAAAGAGGGUGACUGUGAAGGGAUGGCCUUUGAGGGGGAGCCGAUGUACCUCAAUGUUGGGGAGGUUCCUACCCCUUUUCAUAUGCUGAAAGUGAAAGUGACCACUGAGAAGGACCGCAUGGAGCGUGUGGACAAAGCCAUCCUAAAGGAGGAUGCCAGCCUUGCUUCCCUGCAGGGCUGGCACCUUCAGGAAGACCAGCAUCAGAAAAUGGAUGAAGAUUUUGUGCCGGAAAAUAAAACAGGAGGGCAGAAGAAUGCAAGCAGGAUGCUACACCCUGAAGAACCAAGCCUAAUUUGCACAGAGGAAGAGAAAAUCACAGAACACCUGAGCUGCCCCAUCCGUAAUUCUAAGGUGGAUCAUUUAAUAAGCAAGACAUCAGAACUUGAAGUCACCGAGAGCAGAACCCGAAGCGGAAAAAAAUUUCAGCAAAACAUAGUUUAUCCUCUGGAUUUCUCUUCUAGCCAAGACCUCAGCCCCAAACGGAAGAAAAUUAGCCAGCCCAAGGAGGAGUUCUAGGCAGCCGCUUCUCCGUGUUCUUUUCCUUCUCGCUUUGGAUGCUUUAAAGAAUUCGUUUUAAAAAGA